Molecule: messenger RNA, 2865 nt
Organism: Solanum verrucosum
Lineage: Eukaryota; Viridiplantae; Streptophyta; Magnoliopsida; Solanales; Solanaceae
Exons: 8
Coding region: 1-2865 (954 amino acids)
Biological process (GO): regulation of gene expression
Cellular component (GO): peroxisome
Molecular function (GO): RNA nuclease activity
Source: RefSeq, a predicted model, not a curated record
AUGGCCGGAGACGGAUUGAAGCCUGGUUUUCCCAGUGGAGCAGUGGCGGAAACGCCGUACGCGGCAGCAAAAACGUCUGUGUGGUGGGAUAUAGAAAAUUGUCAGGUGCCCAGGGGAUGUGACGCCCAUGGAAUCGCUCAGAAUAUAAACAAAGCAUUAAUGAAUAUGAAUUAUCAUGGACCAGUCACCAUUUCCGCCUAUGGAGACAGCAAUGGCAUUCCCUCCUUCAUUCAACGUGCCCUCUCUAAUACUGGAAUCGCUCUCAAUCACGUCCCCGCCGGGGUUAAGGAUGCUAGUGAUAAGAAGAUUUUAGUGGAUAUGCUAUUUUGGGCAGUGGACAAUCCUGCACCUGCCAAUUAUAUGCUCAUUUCAGGAAGCGCGGAUUUCUCUUAUGCCAUUCAUCAGUUACGGAUGAGGAGAUAUAACAUUCUUCUAGCACAACCUUUUAAUAAUGCUUCUCCUGCUCUUGCUGCUGCUGCAACGAAUGUGUGGCAAUGGACAACCCUUGCUGCUGGAAAAUCUCAACGAGAACUUGCUUUUCGUAAUACCAACACAUUACGUCAAUAUUAUAUACCGAUUCCAAUUUCUAAACCUACAUCAGCAAACCAACCUGCUUAUUCCAAUGCCAAUGCUAAUACUUCCAAAGCCCAAAGUUUAUAUAAUCCUGGACGUUAUUUUGAUACUCCUAAAACUAUUUACAUACCUAAGAACUCGAAUCAACUGACUACAACCAGCAUGUCAGGUACGCCAGCUAUAGUUGAAGAAGCUAGUAGCAGCAAUUACCCACGCGCACCAGAUGUUGCACCGGUGAUGUUUGCACCACAUCUUUUUUUCACGACUGAUAGAUCAGAGAAGCACAACAGUAAAAUUGAAGAAGCAAGUAGCAGCUGUUGCCCACGCUCACCAACGGUUGAACAACAUCUUUUGUUUGCAAAGUCUGAUAGUUCAAAUGUGAAAUUAGUCGAUUUUUUUCCCUCUCGUUUCUUCAAAAACAUGGAAAGCGCGCAGCUCAAAAAAGUGAUAGCGGGAGCAGUUCAAAUUCAGCCUCUGCAAGUGUCAAGAGCGAUGGCCGGAGACGGAUUGAUGCCGGGUUUUUCCCGCGGAACAACGGCAAAAUCGCCGUAUGCGGCAGCAAAAACGUCGGUGUGGUGGGAUAUAGAAAAUUGUCAGGUGCCCAGGGGAUGUGACGCCCAUGGAAUCGCUCAGAGUAUAAACGCGGCAUUGAUGAAGAUGAACUAUCAUGGACCAGUCACCAUUUCCGCCUAUGGUGACACCAAUAUCAUUCCCUCGUCCAUUCAAGGAGCCCUCUCUACUACUGGAAUCAGCCUCAAUCACGUCCCAGCCGUGACUAAGGAUGCUAGUGAUAAGAAAAUUUUGGUGGAUAUGAUAUUUUGGGCAGUGGAUAAUCCUGCACCUGCCAAUUAUUUGCUCAUUUCAGGAGAUGGGGAUUUCUCCAAUGCCAUUCAUCAGUUGCGGAUGAGGAAAUAUAAUAUUCUUCUAGCACAACCUGUUUAUGCUUCUCCUGCUCUUGCUGUGGCUGCCACAAAUGUGUGGCAAUGGACAAGCCUUGCUGCUGGAGGAUCUCCACGAGGACUUCCUUUUCGUACCAAUACAUUACCUCAAAAUUAUAUACCAACUCCAAUUUCUAAACCUAUAUCAGCGAACCAACCUGCUUAUUCCAAUACCAAUACCAAUGCUAAUGCUUCUAGGGCCCAAAGUUUAUCUAAUCCUGGAUGCUAUUUUGAUACAAAAACUAAAGCUAUUUAUGUAACUAAGAACUCCAAUCAACUGACUAUGACCGGCAUGUCAAGUAGACCAGCUAUAGUUGAAGAAACUAGUAGCAGCUAUUGCCCACGCGCACCAGUGCAGUUUGUACCACAUCUCUUUUUCACAAAGUCUGAUAGUUCAGAGAACCACAACAGUAAAUUCAUAGAAAAUAAGCCUGCUCAGCGUACUCAACUCCAACCUUUUCUCGUUCCAGAUAACUUUGUGAAAUUGAACUCUUGCCAGGACAAUUUGCGACCUCCUCUUCAACGACCUGAAGGUAGGGGUGAUUUAUGUGGUUCUAUGAACAAGGGUGAUAUACGUCCUGAGUUUUCCUUCCUUCCACCCUCAUCGGGUGUUUCUAAAUCUGUCUGUGGUAAUUUAGAUUUGGAUCUCCAGCUGCCUGAACACAUUCAAAGUCUUAUAAGGGUCAUAUUUAAUUCGUUGAACACUUUGAGGUUCGAGAAGAUUUUGCCUACCAAAGAAAACCUUGGUUAUUGUAUAUGUUAUAGUAACCCUGAAUAUCGUCAUACUGAUGUUACAGUAGCCUUAAAUACUGCACUAGAGCAACAGAUGAUACUAAAAUUAGGACUAGUUAAUUUUGAGCUAUAUGUUGGUAGGACUGCAAGGAUUUGGAAAUGUGUGAAUCCACUUGGUGGCAAUCCUAACCAUUAUAAGGAUGCAACUUGGAAUGCGAUUGAGGAAUUUCUUUGUUCAACUGUUGGACAUUCAACGAUAGCAGCAUCUGAAUGCAGGUAUGAAGCCGCUUUGAUUCUUAGAAAUGCAUGCCUCAAAAGCCUCACAUUGGCUGAAGUACUUCAAAUCCUGAAUAUGAUUAUCACUCUGAAGGGUUGGAUCAAAACUCACUCUGAGUGGCAACCAAUUACUAUCACUCUUCCAACAACUAAUAAUGAUAAGGAUACCAGAACAGUGAGUGGUAGAACGGGUGCUGAGACGGAUUUCUCCAAUGCCAUUGAUCAGUUACGGAUUAGUAGAUAUAAUAUUAUUCUAGCACAACCUUUUAAAGUUUCUCCUGCUCUUGCUGCUGGUGCCACGAAUGUGUGGCAGUGGACAAUCCUUGCUGCUGGAGGAUCUCCAUGA